AUGAAUUACUUAAUAGUCUUCUUUACCUUACUGGUAGCUAAGGGUAAAGACCUCGAAUGCCAUCUAUCCGUUUGCCCAGAUAUUAGAGUAAUUUUAAUUUAGAAAGGGAAUCACAAAUGCGAUCCUGGGUGCAUGACUUCAUACUGCAACUUUGACUCAAUGCUAAGCACUGAUGGAAAAAUUAACAAAGAAAAUUCAGAUUGCUAUGAGAUUUGUACAAAUUUUGACGGCUGCAACCCAGAAAAACUUGGAAAUGGAAUAUGUGACGAUUCUUGUAAUACGCAAAACUGCGGAUUUGAUUGAGGAGAUUGCACUUGUGCUCCAGGCUGUUUAGACUCGAUGCUAGGAGAUGGAAAUUGUGAUGAAGCUUGCGAUAACUGAGACUGUGACCUUGAUAAUCACGAUUGUGGGCUUUGCGAAGAUGGAUGCUUUCCAAUUAUGCUUGGAAAUGGAGUUUGCAACCCAGAAUGCAACAAUGAAGGUUGCUUAUAUGAUUACAAAGAUUGCCAAUGCGCAGAAAAUUGCUUAUGGACUGAUUAUGGAAGCUGCAAGCCCGAAUGCAUGGUAGCAAGCUGCAACUAUGACAAUAUGACUCAAUAUCCAAACAAUCAUUGCCAAAACACCUCUUUAGCUAUUUUUUCUUCUUAUCAACAGAUUAUACGUAACAAUUUUUCUUAUAUUGUGCAUCUAGAAGACUGCUAUGAAGCGUCAAACAACGAAUGCACUCUCGAAAAAGCUUUAGAUUUUGAAAAUUGUUAUCAAGAAUGUCACAUUCUUGAGUGUAACUAUGCAAAUGGAAACUGUGAUGACCCCUGAAGCACCCCUUGAUGCAAAGGCGUGAGUCUGGAUUCUGACUCCUCCCUCCGUGAGCGAGCAACAUAUAAAUUUUAUAUAAUUUUUGUUUUCUUCGAAAUCCGCUUCACAAAUAUUAAUUUAAUAUGUUUUAAAAGUAAUUUGUUUAAAAUUAAACAGAGAUUUCAUUAUACUAAUUAUAGCUCAUGCACCUUAAUAGAUCUCUAUACCCCAGCAGAAUACCGACCAGAAAAAAUAUGGUACAGGGCACCUUCCUUAUACAGUAUAAGUCUGAUUAGGUACCUUAAAACCAUAAACGGAGACUUUUCGUUUUCGUUUUUACUUUUCAAACAUGUUGACAAAUACAAAUUAAUUUUGGAAAUUAAAAUGGAUGGCCAAUAACGAUCUAAAUAAUUUCAGGGGCUAUAUCACUUAUACAUCAAAAUAUUUUUCAUAAAAAAUUUUUGUUCACGGAGGAUGGGGUUUGGGCAAAAAGGAAUUUUUCUAAUGGUUAUUCGCUCACAGAGGGGAGUGGGGUUUUUUUAUGCAUAUCUUGUAUGAGAAAAUGGGCUGAUUCAUUUUAUACUAAGACCUGAAUGAAUGGCAAAUGCGCCAUGUUUCCACAAGUAAAUAUCGUCCCAUCUGUUUUUCCAGACAAUACUUUUGCAGUCGUUCCUUUUAUUGAUACCUCUUCAGCGAAAAUUCCCCAUAUUUAUUUCGUAUGCCCUAUUGCAAAAUCAAACCCUAAUUCUGGAGAAGGAAACUACUACUCCCCCUUUAGAUCACUUUCCUUUGCUGCAAAUAGAAUUUUACAUAAAUAUUCAAUCGUUUAUUUAUUGGAAUGCGAUGGAUAUAAUUUAACAACCUCCUAUCCGAUGAUUUCAGCUGACUUUGUAGUAAUUUUUGACGAUUAUACUUUUGGUGGGAAAAACGUAAAGUUUACCCCAUUAAAUAAAUCAAAAAUAACUUUAAGAAGAGUUCUAGAUGAUAGAAAAAAAAAUAACUAUUCCCCUUUUAGAUUUUUAUUUAUAAAUCCUUUGAACAUCGAGAUAAAUAACAUAAUUUUCGAUUGAAGCAAUACUGUUUCAACGUGUACCAAUAAGAAUUAUUGUGAUUAUUGCCCUUAUUUGACAUAUGAUUCAAAAUUAAAUAUUUACUAUAGUGACCAAGGCGAAAUUAUUGAUCAUUUCCUUUCGUCAGACUGAUGCAAAAAAGAUGGAUCAGUGAAUUUUAUAGAACUUCGAAAUGCCAAUCUCAUACUUAAAAAUGUAUCUUUUGUAAACUUUCGGAGUGGCUUUAACUCUAUUUUAUAUAUAAAAACUGAUAGCAAUGUCACUUUUAGUGAUGUGACCUUUGAUAAUAUAAAAGUAUAUGAUAAUUAUAAUUCAUGAGUUAUAUGAUGGAAUGGGGCAAGUAAAGGAAAUUUUAAAUUUGAAAAUGGAGUGGUAAGUAGGCUUAAUAAUGGAUAUGAGCUAAAUGAUCCUAUAAAUACAAAGGGGUUUAUGAAUGCGACUAACAUUAACUCGAUCAUUUUAAGGAAUAUAGAAUUUAGAAAUAAUGCAGUAUUCAAAAACAAUAAUGAUGGCGUAAGAGUUGCCUCAUUAUUUUUCAUAAAUUCAUUACAAGUUCUUUGAGUAGAAUCUUGCACUUUUAUAUAUAAUUAUUGUGACUUAGGAAUAUUUAAUAUCAAACAGCAAUUGUACAAUUGGCCAAUGGAAAUUGAUGAUUCUGGGAUCUUUAUUCACUCGAAACAAAAUCACAUCCAUAUUUUCAACUCGAAUUUUUCAUCAAAUUAUGGAAUUACUGCUGGAGUUCUAUAUGCUUUAUAUGAGUUUGAAAGCCAGAAUGUUUUCAUUGAAAACUGCUCAUUUACUUUAAAUGGGAUUGAAAAUGGAGUUUUAAUACACAUUGAGAGCAAUUAUGCUGAUGAAAGCUAUUUAAUAGAUAGAAAAAUCAAUGUAUCUAUGCCUGAUAGUAGUAUCGUUGAAGGAGACUACUUAGCGAAAAGAGUAAAGCUUUCAAAUUUAAAUUUUACAAAAAACUACUCUGGAGAAAAUGGGGUAAUCGAAAUUUUAAAAAUGGUGAAUAUCGAAUGAGUUAAUAUCAGGAUAGAGUCAAAUGGAUUCAUUUUAUCGGAGGCGAUUAAUGUCAAUUCAAUCCUUUUAAAUUAUUAUAUAGAUAAUCCAAAAAUGUAUGCUAAACACAACAUCAGUAAUCCUAUUGAUUUGAACUGUCAGUCCCUUUCAAUGGUAUCAGAUUCUAUUCAUUUCAACAUUGAGAAAGUAAAUAUUAUUAAUAACGUUUGCAUGCACUCUUCUCCAAGUAUCAUUGUUUCUAAUACAACCAAGAGUACAAUAAAGUCCGCAUCUUUUUAUGAUAAUAAAGGAGCAGGAAGUUAUGGCAUUUGUUUAGCAUUUCUUGGAGACAUACUUUACGAAGUUAUGAAUUCUGAGUUUUAUACAAAUAUUAAUUACCAAUCAGGGAUUCCUGGAGCUAUUAGUUGUCUCUCAAACUUGUCAAUAAAAAAUUGCACAUUUUCGGAUAAUAUUGGUACUUUAUAUUUCGGAGGCCAAAAUCUCAGCAUUUUUUCUUCUAACUUUGAUUCUAAUAGUUCUCCUGCAUCAAAUGGUGGAGCUAUUUCUCUAAGAAUCACCCAAGACAGUAUAUAUAAUUCAAUGCUUUUUAUUUCAAACACAACUUUCUCAAAUAACUCUUGCUCUUUUAGUGGAGGUGCAAUUUAUAUUGAUAAAACCAUUUCUUUGAAUUUGUUAUUAGCAUUAAAAAUUGAAGACACAAAUUUUUAUCAUAGUCAAGCCAUCGAUGGUUCUUGUAUCUAUAUAGAAAAUAGCGUGGCACUUACUUUAGAUUCUUCAAUAAAGCAUUCCUCUUUUCAAGCAAAUGAAGCAAGCUUUUCAGGAACUAUUUCUGCCUCUUACAUACACGGAAUAUUAGUAUUUGACACAUGCAAUUUUGUUAGAAACACAGGAGUUUAUAGUUCAGGAUUUAAUAUAGCUAUAGGUGAAAAUAAUGAAGAAAACCCCUCAAAAUUAAUUCUACGUUCUUGUAUUUUCCAGUUUAAUUCUGGAAAUAGAACGUUUUCUAUGGAUAAUGGCAAUAUAAACUCUACCUUAGAGGUGAAUGAUUGCUUGUUUGAAUAUAAUGUUGGCUCGAUAUUUACACUUGAUAAUGACUAUGCAAUUGUUGAAAACUCGAAAAUUCAACACAAUUACUCUCCUAAUCCUGGUGGGGCUUUAAGUCUUAAAAACUUAGGAAUUUUUUUAUCUAAAGGUACGACUUAUUUAAAUUGUAGUAGUGAUAUGAAUGGUGGAGUUGCUUCCAUCAGCAUGAAAUCUCAAUUUUUUUGUUUUUCAUGUCUUUUUAGUUAUAAUUAUGCUAGUUUGUCAGGAGGUGUAAUUUAUGCCGACUCUGAUGCUCGGUUCGAUAUAGAUGAUUCCAUCAUUAGCAAAAACUCAUGCAAAGAUAAAGGAUCAGCCAUAUUUAUGGCCAGUUCUUUGGCUAAUUCGUCAAUAAAGAAUACAGAAAUAUUUAAAAAUCAUGCAAAUAGAGAUGGGACGAUAUUUAUUUUAUCGUCAUCAUUGUCUAUAUUUUCCUCAAAAGUUUAUAAAAAUAAAGCUGGUGAAAAAAAUCCAGGAUUAUAUAUUGACGAUUCAAUUGCUAUAAUAACUGAUACUCAUUUUUAUCAGCAAAGUGGAAAUGAAGGAUGCUUUAUUUAUAUGGGUACAAGCUACGUACAAAUUACUGGCUCAGCCUUUUAUGAAGGAUUUUCAAACAAUUCUGGAAUAGCGAUACAUGCAACCUCUAGUAGUGUAGAAAUUUCUUCUUCGGCAUUUUCUAAUUUAUUUUCUAAUAAUACAGGCGGAGCAAUAUAUUUAUAUGAAGGUAGCAGUAUUUCUAUUGAUGACUCAGAAUUUUUGGAUUCUGGCUCAUCAAUUGAUUCAUAUUCAAGCUCGAUUUUAAUAAAAAGCACUCUAUUUAAGAAUCAUUCAAAUACUGCUAUACAUGCAAACCAAAUUGAAAAGCUGCAAAUAUUAAGCUCAGAGUUUUUAGACAAUUAUGGAAGCAAUGGUGGAGCUGUAUACUGCGCUCAAUGUCAUAUUAUUUUAGUGACUUCUUCAACUUUUUCCAGUAACUAUGGAAGAAAUGGUGGAGCAAUUUACGUUACAAACUUAUCAGAUCAUCCUGAAACCUCCCAACUUAUUAUUGCUUCUUCAAAUUUUAAUUCAAAUGCAGCUAGCAAUGGCGGAGCAGUCUGAACGAACAAUAUUAAUAUAAUAGUUUCCUCAUCAAUUUUUAUAAAAAAUAGAGCUGAGUUAUUUCAAUCAAAGAACCUUAAAGAAAUAUCAGAUGGUCUAGGAGGUGCGAUAAAAAUAAGCUGUCAAGGCUCAAAUGUUAUUUGCAAUUUUAAUUUUUUAUCCAAUUCGUUUAUAAAUAAUAGCGCUACUUAUAAUGGCGGGGCCAUUAACUGAGACGAUUCAAAACCAACUAUUGAAAAUAAUAUUUUUGAAAAUAACAUAGCAUCAUAUGGCCCUGAUAUUGCAUCUUUUCCUAUAACGAUGAUUUUUCUAAGUAAUAAUUCAAGAAAUUUAGAAAGAAAAGUUGCUUCCGAAGAUAGUAGGCUAACAUUAAAUAAUAUUGCUUCAGGUCAGAAUAAUAAUCCUCCUUUGGCUUUUAUUUUAGUUGACGAUCUUAACCAAAUAGUUACAACAGAUACUACAAGUCAAGCGCAGAUAAAUGCAGCAAAUAGUGACACAAUUAUAUCUGGCACAACAAUGGUCUACGCAAAAAAUGGGAUUUAUUAUUUUGAUGACUAUAUAAUUUCAGCUGAGCCAGGCUCUUCUGUAUAUAUUGAUAUAGUUUCUUCAGCAAUAGAUACCCGAAAAAUGAAUACAUCAAGAGAGAGCCUCCAAAUGUCAUCGAGUUUUUCUAUAAAUGUGAAUUUGCGUUUAUGCAAAGUAGGAGAAGCUACUGUUGGCUUAAUUUGUGAAAUUUGUCCAAAAUUUUAUUAUAAUAUUGAUGUUAGAAUGCCUAAGUGUUUAGACUGCCCAUCCUCUGCGAUUUGUUAUGGAAAUUUUACAAUGGUUCCAAAAUCAGGAUAUUGAAGAGACAAUAAGUUCACAGACAAGUUUUGGAAGUGCCCUUAUCCUCCUGCCUGCUUAGGAUCUCCGAAUAUUUCAGAUCUGGCUUUAACUGGUGCUUGCAAAAAAGGAUAUGAAAAUAACAUGUGCCACUCGUGUGAAAAUGGCUACUCAAGGUUAUACACAGAUGAGUGCCAAGCUUGUCCUGAUACAGUGAGCAAUGUUUUUAGAUGAAUCGGAAUUUCUGCUUUUUUGAUUUUUAUCUUAGUGUUUAUUUUAAAAACAACAAGGGACUCAUGAUAUAAGCAAAAGUCUUUUUUUGCAGUUUAUCUAAAAGUCUUUUGGAAUUAUUUACAAAUCAUGCUAAUAUUAGCAACUUAUAACUUAAAUUGGCCAUACGAAGUAAUUGAAUUUUUUUACAUUCAGACUUCUAUCGACUAUAUAGGAGGACAGCUCUUUUCUUUUGAUUGCUUUUUACAAUUAUCGAAUUCUAAAAGCAAGAUUUAUUAUUUAAAAAUUUUGAUCACAAGCUUGACUCCUUUCGUUAUGGCAUUUUUAUGUAUGGCUAUAUGAAUUUUAAUUUAUAAAAUCAAAUCCAAACGAAUUACAGAAAUAAAAGAUGAUUAUAUUUCUACUUGCAUUGUAUUGCUAUUCUUAAUACAUCCAAGUAUAAUAAACACAAUGUUCAGCGCUUUUAGUUGCAGGGAAAUAAAUUCCGGAGAGCGUUGGCUUAAUGCAGACCUUGGAAUUCGAUGCUGAGAUGAGAAUCAUCUUUUUUAUGGUUUUAUACUUGCUCUGCCUACAAUAAUUAUAUGAUUUAUUGCAGUGCCUUUACUUGCUUUUAUAAAUUUAAUAAAAAAUAGGAAGCACUUAGAAGAAUUGUGGAUGAAAAAGAGAUAUUCAUUUCUAUGCAACGGCUAUAACUCAAAGCAUUAUUAUUGAGAAUUCUUGAUUUUAUUCUACAAAGUGAUAUUAAUCAGCUGCUCAGUAUUUUUGUCAAAUAUCUCGGCAAAUAUUCAAGCGCUUACAGCAGCAUUGUUUUUUGUGCUAUUUCUUUAUCUUCAUACAAAAAACGAGCCAUUUAGUGAAGCAUUUUUCAAUAAAACAGAAACGUUUUCUAGACUUGCAUCUCUAAUAUCAAUACUUAUUGGCCUUUGCUUUUUAACAAACGAUUUAGGCACUGCUGCAAAUUAUUUUUUAGUUGCCGUCUUUAUAAUUGCAAAUUUAUUAUUUAUAUUUUACAUCUUGAUAAACUUCUUGCUACAUUUUGCUAUUACAAAUAGAUUUAUGUCCAUAAUAAGAAGAAUUUUCAGUUCAAAGGAGGAAAAAUAUAUUAUCGGCAUUGCUCCUUGUGAUGAAAGUGGCCAAUCACAAAGCUACGAUGAUGAGAAAAAUCAUACAGGAAAACUUGCCAGCACUAUGGUUUAUUCUGGUCAUACAAAAAUUGAAAAUAUAAAGAUGUUUAGAGAAGAUUUAGGUAGUUCAAAUGAAAUUGACCCUUUUGCUUCAGAACAAAGCAUAUCCGCUUUUAAUUAA
Messenger RNA from Blepharisma stoltei, 7424 nucleotides. The record is from the annotation of a GenBank genome assembly. Lineage: Eukaryota; Ciliophora; Heterotrichea; Heterotrichida; Blepharismidae.